AGCCCAUUAAAACAAACUACCCGUUUCUAUUCUUAUCUUCUUCUUCUCUUAUCCUUCUUCUUCUUCACACAAAGCUUCUCAUCAUCCUCCGUCAAUUUUCUUUCUUCUUUGUCAAUUCAACUGUAUUAGGGUUUGCCUAUACGGAUUUGAGAAAAGCAAUUGCUUCAGAUUCGAAGAGUUCGAAAUCGGAAGAAAAAAUUGAAGCAAUUACUUGCGAUCCACUUUCCCCUGUUUUGAAGUGGAAGAGUUCAGAAAUGAAAGAGUGAGAGGGGUUGAUCGAAUUCUAUUCUUGCGUUUUGACUUGGAUAGGACCAAGAUAGCUCACGAUGAAGAAGAUGAAGAAGGCAUGUGUCUAUUUGCCUCAUGAAGUCAUCAUGCAAAUCCUUAGGAGACUCCCUGUGGAGCUGGUGGUGAAAUGCACCACCGUUUGCAAGACGUGGCUCGGUAUCAUCAAGGACCCGUACUUCAUUUCGAGCCAUCUUGAGGCUGCGGUCCUUCACAAUGACCUUCUCCUUCUUCACAUCCCUGGCGGCAGUCUAAGAGAGGGUUUUCAUUUGUAUCGUGACAAUGACUCCUUUGAAAGGUAUAAGACGCUCUACUUGCCCUUCUUGUGUUGUGGAUUUAGGGGUUUUAGAGUUGCUGGUACAUGUAAUGGGCUGAUUUGUCUAGCAGAUGUGGAUGGUGGUUAUCACAUUAUGAUUUUGUGGAAUCCUUCCAUUAAGAAGCAUUUCAUUUUGCCCGAGCCCGAAUUGCCUUUCGAGAUCUUUAGUGAUUCUACUCUAGGUUUUGGGUUUGAUUCGGUGUCAAAUGACUACAAGGUACUUCUAGUUGUGCCUGUGAGCGAAGAUGCAGACUUGACGGAGGUUUGGUUGUUUUCCUUAAAUAGGCGUUCCUGGACAAGGCUCAGUGAAGUCUCUCCCAGGCAUACUUGUUUUGGACUUAGGCAGGCAGCAUUUGUGAAAGGUGCUUUGCAUUGGCCUGGAUAUAUGAAGCACGAGCGGCGGUUCACACACGUGAUUAUGGCUUUUGAUUUAAGCACUGAAAAGUUUCAUGUGAUAAAUUAUCCCGACACUUUAUUAGACCAUGAUUUUGUACCCCAAAUGACCUUGAUUAACUAUGAUGAAUCCAUCGCAGUGGUUACAAUGGGGAGCUUUGAAGAUUUCGACGACGCCAGGAAACCUGAGUUGUGGGUCAUGAAGGAGUACGGUAUGGAUAAUUCGUGGACGAUGGUGUUACAUUCAGAUGGCGAAGAAAACGAGUUGGUUUUUGAUUCACACUUCGUGGUUGAUGUGUUUGGGGUUAGGAAGAACGGAGAGGUUUUAUUGAAAGUGAGAAGGAUGUAUAGGUGUGAUUACAAGCUAGCUUCAUUGGGUCUGAACUGCCAUCAAGAGGAACAUCAUCAUCAGCAGCAGCAGCAGCUAAAGCAUCUUGUUGGCAUGGGGAAAAUUAACGAUUGGUUUGUUGGACGCUUCGUCGAGAGCCUGGUGUUACUUGACAAUGGGGAAGAAGAUAACAAGAGGGCAGCCAGAAUGAAAGUGCAAUGACACUAAUUAGCACCAUCACUCCUUUUUCUAGCUUACAUGUCCUUUGCAAUUAUAUAUACUCACUCCGUCCCAAAGACUCCUCCUUUCUUUUUUUCUUGUCCCACAAACUCCUUUCCUUUUCUAUUAAAAAACCACUUUUACCCCUACCAAUUCUUAACUUUUUCCUAGAAGUCAAAAUGGGAACAUCUUUAUGGGACGGAAGAAUUUAUGGGACAGUAGAAGUAUAUAUAUACAGACUAGCUAGGAGUAUAUAUAGUAUAUCUAUUUGACUUGUGAAGGAAUAUAUAAUGUACCCUUGUUUGAAGGUUAGCUAAUUGUUUU
Molecule: messenger RNA, 1865 nt
Organism: Cuscuta campestris
Lineage: Eukaryota; Viridiplantae; Streptophyta; Magnoliopsida; Solanales; Convolvulaceae
Source: the annotation of a GenBank genome assembly